AUGAAGGGCUUCCUGUGGUAUAACAAAAUUGAAGGCGGAAGUACAAAAUCGAGGCUGGCUGGGGAAUACCCUAAUUUAUAUUUCAGAAGUGAAACAUUUAGAGACGCCAUUUUGAAAGCUGUUUUUACUUCCGAGUGUAAAGCCUUCAUUAUGAGUCGGUUAGGAAGUGAAUCAACUAAAUAUAUUCUGUUGAGACAUAUGAUGUUGGGUCUGGAAAUGCAAUUAUGUGAAAGAGGUCAAAUAUUUGUCGAAGGUUUACAUGCUUCAGAAGUUAAUUUACCAAGUGGUUUUAUAGCUCUUUACGAUGAAAGCAGUGAGCAGCAGUUGCGUCCUCGCUACGAAUCAAGAAGAAAUCCAUCACCACGGGAAGAUAUGGUACUAGCACAUAUCUCUUGGCUGCGUCCAUUUGCCACUCAUUCCUGGACUGCCAUCAAACGCAGCAGGGAACAAAGAAGGAAUGCGCAUUCCCUUGAAAACUAUGUAAGAAGCUUAGAGAACAAACUAGCUGCACAACACCAAGCUUGGAAAAACGAGAGAGUCUUAUUAGCACAACUAGAAAUACAAGAAAAAGAGAUAGAUCUCGUCAACAGCGAACAGAUAUCAGAUGGAUUUGAGACAGAAUUGAUGAUACAACAAGAAAUAAAUAAUGAGUUAAAAUUCAAUGAGCUUCAAAGAAAACUAGCAAGGAAACAAGAGGACAUAAAGGUCGCCGAGCAUCAGUUUAAACGUAGUGAGCAGAGAGUACAAGAGCUUGAAGUCACUCUAGCAGAGGAGCAGAAUGCUCAUGAACAAACCAAGCGGAGUCUUAAGCUGAAAAGCGAAAAAGUACAUGAGCUUGAAAUAAAUCUAGCAUCUACACCAAAGGCCCUUGAAGAGAAGGAAAACGAGCUCAUCAGAGUCAGACAGAUUCCAGCUGUCUUUGAAGAUAAACUGGUGACAGAACAGGAAACAACAAAAGAGGUAGAAAAGCAUCACGAGGGGACCGUAGAUAAAUCAAAUGAGCUUCAAAGGAAAUUAGCUUGUGAACAGAAAGCUAAAGAGGAAACAGAGAAACGACUUGAAAUCUGCCAAGAAAAAUCAAAAGAGCUCGAAACAACGCUUGCCGCGACGCAAAAACUUGUAAAAAAGAAACAAGAACCUGAAAAUGAGUGCGAGUGGACUUUGAAUCGAGAAGAGAUUCAGAUUACUGAAGAAAAACUCGGAAGCGGAACGUUUGGAACUGUGUACAAAGGAAUGUUUCGUGGUACACAAGUUGCUGUAAAACAAGUCUCAGUAAAGCCAAAGAUUACAGAGUACAACAUAGGAAACUUUAGAAGGGAAAUGAAAAUAGCUUCCAGAUGUCGUCAUCCUUGCAUGUUACAGUUCAUUGGUGCAACAAGCGAUGAUCAAAGUCCAUUAUUGUUGACUGAACUGUUGGACACCAGUUUAAAAAUGGUCUUACUUGAUCGUGCAUUAGAUCUGGUUGAGAUUAUAACUAUUGCACGGGAUGUUGCUAAAGGGUUAAACUACUUACAUCUCACCCGUCCACAUCCUAUCGUUCACCGUGACAUCAGCAGUGGUAGCGUGUUGCUAUGGAAACAUGGUCAGUCAUGGCGAGGGAAGAUUUCAGACUAUGGGAAUGCUGUACUUAUGAACUAUGCCAAGACAGGCAGUGGUGGUGCUAUUUUGUACUUGGCGCCUGAAAUGAACAACAAAAGAUUUUCACCAAAGUGUAUUCGUGUGUACUGGAAGAAGUCAAAUACGGUCAUGCCUCGAGCGUUCAGUGAUGAUGAAGCGUCUUGCCUUAUGGCAUGA
Molecule: messenger RNA, 1794 nt
Organism: Actinia tenebrosa (Australian red waratah sea anemone)
Lineage: Eukaryota; Metazoa; Cnidaria; Anthozoa; Actiniaria; Actiniidae
Biological process (GO): necroptotic signaling pathway; protein phosphorylation
Molecular function (GO): ATP binding; protein kinase activity
Source: RefSeq, a predicted model, not a curated record